Messenger RNA from Peronospora matthiolae, 396 nucleotides. The record is from the annotation of a GenBank genome assembly. NCBI's taxonomy places the organism in Eukaryota, Oomycota, Peronosporomycetes, Peronosporales, Peronosporaceae.
AUGGCCAAGUACAACACUGACCGACGCGAUCAUUUGCGCCAAGCUGAAGAACUUGCGCAUUCUGCACAGUCUGUUGAGCUCGAGAACAAGACCGGAAGGACGUUAAGACGCGAGUUAGUCGCCGCUGUCACUGAUGAAAGACGUCGCAAGGAGACACGUUCAUGCUACCAUUGUGGCAAACAAGGUCAUUUGAAGAUUAACUGCAGUUCAAAAAGGAACGUCAACAAGAGCGCCAAGAACGACGGCGAGGUGGUUCUUGCUGUUAAUGAAGACAGCGACAAUGUGAACGACGACUGGAUUCUCGACAGCGGUGCCAGUCGACACCUGGUGAACGACGAUCGCCUGCUGAUCGACGCAGAGAUUUGCAACGAUGUAGUCUCGCUAGCUGAUAACUAG